Microtus oregoni (creeping vole) is the source of this 2218-nucleotide messenger RNA. Its product is annotated as myeloid-associated differentiation marker-like protein 2. Bases 565 to 1488 code for a protein of 307 amino acids. The transcript is spliced from 2 exons. The record is from RefSeq and is a predicted model, not a curated record. NCBI's taxonomy places the organism in Eukaryota, Metazoa, Chordata, Mammalia, Rodentia, Cricetidae. Gene Ontology annotation, cellular component: membrane.
GAGGCAGGCCAGGUGACACCAGCCUAUAAUACAACAGUAAAAGAACAGUAAAACAAAGCCUCCUACGUUUUCUAGAGCCUCCCGCUGUUUCUCCACCUCUCUGUACCCUUUCCCUAGCAUACCACACCCAGAGGUUGCUUGAUACCCUAGCUGUGAACCCCCGGAGGAAAAGCACCCCCACCCGGUUCUCGCCCAGCCCCUCCCCCACACUGUACUGACCGAGACGGACAGAUGCAGGUGCUUCGGGAGGCAGGAGGUGGGUGUCUAGCAUCCGGAGCCUAACUAAUAGUCCUAACAGAGAAUCUUCGUGGGAUGCCGGGGUCAGAUGUCCCUCCAGAAUGGGAACCAGGAUGCAGGCUGCUAUUCCGGGGCUCUGAUCAAACCGUUUAUUUAUAGCGCUGGGGGAGGGCUCCCAACACAGACAGCAGAGCGGCUGAUCUGCUGCAAUGUCACUGUUAACACUGCCACUGCAGACAGCCAGCACUUGCCAUUGCCAUCGCCGCAGAGGACAGAGGUCUCUCAGCUGCAGACCCCAGGGGCCGCUGGGCCCCGUGUCAGAGCCUGAUGGGCAGCACCAUGGAGCCCCCAGGGGGUGCGUACCUGCACUUGGGCGCUGUGACCUCCCCGGUAGGGACAGCCCGAGUGCUGCAGCUGGCCUUUGGCUGUACAACCUUCAGUUUGGUUGCUCACCGAGGUGGUUUUGGGGGUGUCCAGGGCACUUUCUGCAUGGCUGCUUGGGGCUUCUGUUUUGCCCUCUCCGUCCUGGUAGUAGCCUGUGAGUUCACGAAGCUCCACAGCUGCCUGCGCCUUUCCUGGGGCAACUUCACAGCAGCCUUUGCCAUGUUGGCGACUCUGCUGUGCGCCACGGCUGCGGUCAUCUACCCUCUGUACUUCACCCGACUGGAGUGCCCACAGGAGCCUGCCGGAUGCAUGGCCAGAAACUUCCGCCUGGCAGCCAGCGUCUUCGCAGGACUCCUCUUCCUGGCCUAUGCUGCUGAAGUGGCCCUGACGCGGGCACGGCCAGGUCAGGUAGCCAGCUACAUGGCUACCGUGUCCGGACUCCUUAAGAUCGUCCAGGCCUUUGUAGCGUGUAUCAUCUUUGGGGCACUUGUUCAUGACAGUCGCUAUGAGCGCUACGUGGCCACACAGUGGUGCGUGGCUGUCUACAGCCUGUGCUUCAUGGCCACCGUGGCUGUGGUGGCCCUGAGUGUGAUGGGACACACAGGGGGCCUGGGAUGCCCAUUUGACCGCCUCGUGGUUGUGUACACCUUCCUGGCCGUGCUCCUGUACCUCAGUGCCGCCGUCAUCUGGCCCGUCUUCUGUUUUGACCCCAAGUACGGAGAGCCAGGACGGCCCCCCGACUGCCUCCGAGGCAGCUGCCCCUGGGACAGCCAGCUAGUGGUAGCUAUUUUCACCUACGUCAACCUGCUCCUUUAUAUCGUCGACCUAGCCUACUCCCAGAGGAUCCGUUUUGUGCCCGUCUUGUAGCCUGGCCCAUCCAUCGGGAUCCUCUCUCUGGCUAUCAAGAUGAACUAAGACAUGGGAGACAAGAGGGAGGUUGGGGGCUCAGGAAAGUCUGGCAGCGCUAAGAGAAGCAAAGAGGAAGGACAGAGGAGCAGGAAGCCUUGAGCAGGGACGAGGGAUAGCUAAUGGGCUCUCGUUCUUCCUGUCUCUGUCUCCAUCUCUUGUCUAUUUCUCAGGUUCCUGACUGUCCUUGGGUCUGGUGAUAGUCGUGGUACCGUAUGGGAACUUUUGGAGCAGAGGCGAUUGUAUUUCGUUUUACAGAUGGGUACCGUGAAGCUGGAAGAACUUCAAGAGAAAAGACUGUGCUGUGGUUCUCAGGUGGCCUUAUGUCAAAGGUCAACACCAGAAUCACUGUGAAAAGAAGAUGGAGCUUUUCCCCAUACACCCAACGCAGACUGUGGCCCAGAAGCCUCUGCAGAGCCUACCAUGGCAGGCUGGCUUGGUUGGCAGCAUUGACUCACAGAGAAGAACCAUCUUGGUGUAGCCACUGGGUCAUGGAGCCUGGUCACAGGCCCUCCACUUAAGCAUCUUGUUAGCCGGUUGCUCCUGAACGCCAGAACGUGCUGGCAUCCUCCACUCUAGACUCAGCUUCUCCUGUGGAAGAGCCCGGACUGGAUUAACCAUGGGAAGCCCUUCAGUUCGUUAACUGACUGUCCCCCCGGUCCUCCAACAGGGAAUAAAAGGUGAAUGUUUA